AUGGCCUCCAACACACCACCCCCAGAAGAGACCUCCUACGUCAACAUGACCCAGCUCGCCGACCGCUCCCAGUACGACGCCACCCUCGUCGGCAGCCACUGCGAGGCCGACUACUGCAACCUCCUCGACUUCCUCCCUUUCCUCUGCCAGUCCUGCAACAAGACCUUCUGCCUCGACCACCGGACCGAGUCCGCCCACCGGUGCGCCCGCGCGGGCGCCUGGGCCGAGCGCCGCCGGCAGGCCCAGCUCGCCAAGCCCAGCUAUGGCGCCGACAAGCAGAUGCGCAGCCUGGUGGCCGAGAAGGACUGCGCCGCGCCCGACUGCAAGACGCGCGUCGGCACGAGCCUCGUGCAGGGCGUCCACUGCGACCGGUGCAACCGGGACUACUGCCUCAAGCACCGCUUCGAGGACGACCACGACUGCAAGAACCUCGAGCCCCUGGGCGCGCGCCCGACCGCCGCGGUGAACAAGGCCUUCAACACGGCGUUUAGCAACUUCAAGGCGUGGACCAGGACGAACCGGGAGAAGGCGGCGGCGGCGGCGGGGCGCGCGCUUCCCAAGGCGAAGCCCACGUCUGCGUCGCAGCGCGUCGUCGCCGUCAACGAUCUGAAGAAGACCGCCAAGGGGGAUGACAAGCUGGCGGCUGAGAAGAGGGUAUAUCUAUAUGUGGAGGCCGAGGCGGCGACGACGACGGCCAAGAUGCCCAAGGGCAAGUUCUUUUACUCCAAGGACUGGGUCAUCGGCAGGGUGCUGGAUGCUGCGGCUAAGAGCCUGCAGAUUGAAAACAUUAACAACCAGUCAAACAAGGAGGAGGACAAGCUGAGGGUGUUCCAUGUGGAGGGCGGGAGGGUGUUGGAGUUCAGUGAGAAGGUCGGCACAGCCCUCACCUCGGGCAAUACGAUUGUGCUCCUGAGGGGUGUUGGCCCUUCCACCCCUGAUUUAAUUGAGGUAUGA
Messenger RNA from Cryphonectria parasitica EP155, 954 nucleotides. RefSeq lists its product as uncharacterized. Gene Ontology annotation, molecular function: zinc ion binding. Gene Ontology annotation, cellular component: cytoplasm. Bases 1 to 954 code for a protein of 317 amino acids. The record is from RefSeq and is a predicted model, not a curated record. Lineage: Eukaryota; Fungi; Ascomycota; Sordariomycetes; Diaporthales; Cryphonectriaceae. The transcript has a single exon.